Messenger RNA from Mus musculus (house mouse), 1678 nucleotides. RefSeq names its product ankyrin repeat domain 33 (gene Ankrd33). The transcript has 5 exons. NCBI's taxonomy places the organism in Eukaryota, Metazoa, Chordata, Mammalia, Rodentia, Muridae. The record is from RefSeq and is marked validated. The coding region runs from base 388 to 1371 and encodes 327 amino acids. Gene Ontology annotation, cellular component: cytosol; nucleus.
GGCAGCUUUCUGCAGGCACAGCCAUCUGUCACCUGCCUUGUUUCUUGGUAUCAGCUACCCCACAGAAGGGCUAGUGAGCUUUUGAGGUGUGGGGGUGGACUGAGCCACAGGCUGGCCCUCUGCUGUGAUGGAGACCCUAGAGUCCCAGCUGCCUGCUGAAUAAAGAGGGACUCGGGCCGGCGGCAGAGGAGUCACUAUUGCCCCGAGAGGACUGGACAUGUCUGAGGCCCUGCCCUUCCCCAGCAACAAGACCUCAACCCCUGAAUGCAAUUUGAAGACACUGUACUGGGCAUGUGUCCACAAUGACCUUGCUGAGCUCCAAGCCAGGCUGGACGCUGGUGUGUCCCCAGAGGAGGCCUCCCAAGUGGACAGCAACGGGAGGGCCUCAUGGUUGCAUGCUACCAUGGCUUUGGUUCCAUUGUGGCUCUGCUCAGCUGCUGUCCUUUCCUGGAUGUGAACCAGCAAGACAAAGACGGGAACACAGCCCUCAUGCUGGCUGCCCAAGCAGGUCACAUGUCUCUUGUGACUCUCCUGCUCAACUACUUUGCUGGCCUGGACCUGGAACGCAGGGACCAGCGGGGACUCACAGCUCUGAUGAAGGCUGCCAUUCAAGAUCGCUCCGAGUGUGUAGUUGCCCUCCUUAUGGCAGGUGCUGACCUGAGCUCCGUGGAUCCUGUCCGGGGCAAGACAGCCUUGGAAUGGGCCGUUCUGACCGACAGCUUUGACACUGCUCAGAAGAUCCGGCAGCUGCUGAGGCGGCCCCAGGCGGAGCAGCUCAGCCUGCAUUACCAGCCAGAGUGGCCAGCCUUGGCUCAACUUGUGGCCCAGGCCCAGGCCCAGGCCCAGGCUCCAGCUGCCCCAUCCCUCCUAGAAAGGCUACAGGCUACUCUGAGCCUCUCUUUUGCUCAGUCUCCGCAGGAAGGGGGUGUCCUGGACCACUUGGUGACUGUCACCACCAGCUUAGCCAGUCCCUUCCUGAGCACUGCCUGCCACACACUGUGCCCUGAUCACCCACCCAAGCUGGGCACUAGAGGCAAAUCAGUGCCAGAACUUUUAGGUACUGCCCCUCCGCCACCCCCAGAACCCCACCCUCCUCAGCAAGUCCCUGUCCCCCAGGUCUUUGCCCCCAACCAAAGCCCUCAGAGUAUGUUUUCCCAGUGGCUACAGUCCAGGGACAGCACCAGGUCCCAAGUCCCUAAGAUCCUCCUCUCUAAAGCACCCUCCCCUUCUGCACGGUAUGAGCUGACACUCAGGCCUCAGGGGCAGCAAAGUCUGGCUCCUCCAGUCUGGAGAUUCCAGGAGAGGAAGAAGAAGGAGGAAGAAACAGAACCACGAGGAGGUGGGCUGGGCCAAGCUGGAGGCAGCAAGUAAGACACAUUCCCCGCCAGGGCCUCUUUCUGCUUCCCAGCUAUCUCUGCCAGCGGGAACCUGCUCCCACCAAGUAUACACGGUUGUCCACAGCAGCGUCUGCAGCAGAGAAGGGACCAACCCAGUGUCUGCAGGCAGGGGACUGGCUGGCUACAGUGGUUAUGGUAGUGAUACCCACGCUGUAUUCUGUGUAGGUCGUCCUAAAGCAAGGGAAAGCAAACUGCUCUCACAUGAAAUCUCCAAGUUGUAUCAAAUAAAUAGCUGAGGCUAGGGAGGCGUGCAUGGCAUACCGUUCAUCAAAGUGAAAAAA